GGUAGAAAUUUUGAAAUGUAAAAAGAAAAAAAAAAAAAAACAGAAAAAAUGAGGAGAGGAGAAGAGAGGAGGCAUCAUACAUAGCUGCCUGAAAGCCUCCAAUGGGGGAAAAAGGCAUAUCCUCGCAAGUGGUCUUCUUUGAUACCUUACAGAAAAAGAGUGAGACCAAACUUUAGAGAGAAUAUCCAUUAUUGUUAUCGUACCUCUAAAGAUUCCUUCGCUACAAAUUCCCUCUCCAUUUUCAUUUUUACACUCCAUCAGACUGUUAAUCAAAAUCAUCAAACUAACACUCACUCUCCCCCACCCUAUAUUAUGCUUAACCCCUCUUUCAUCAUGACACCCUCUUCCUCUUAUUCUCUCUCUAUAAAUCCCACUCUCUCUCCUCCUUUUUUCUCCUCCACUUCUUCUCCUUCUUCAGCUUAUUGUUCUUGUGGUUCUUCGGCUCACAAUAACUCGGUUUCUUUUACAUCUUUUAGAACAAGACCCGUUAUAGUUUCUUGCAAACAAAAAUCUGGGAGGUUAAAAAGAUUCCCACUUGUUAAAGUUAAAGAAACUGAUAACAUGACUAUUAGGGAGUUUAGAGAGGAGGAGGAAGAAGAAGAGGAGAAUCCACCUCCUUUGCUUGAUUCUGAAACCAAUUCUAGGCCUCGCCGCAUUGCUCUUUUUGUCGAGCCUUCCCCAUUUGCAUAUGUCUCAGGGUAUAAAAAUCGUUUCCAGAACUUUAUCAGAUAUUUACGCGAAAUGGGGGAUGAGGUGAUGGUCGUGACAACACAUGAAGGAGUACCUCAGGAAUUUUAUGGAGCAAAAUUGAUUGGAUCACGGAGCUUUCCCUGCCCCUGGUACCAGAAGGUGCCACUUUCUCUGGCACUUAGUCCAAGAAUAAUUUCAGAGGUUGCACGGUUCAAGCCCGACAUAAUACAUGCAUCAUCACCUGGAAUAAUGGUUUUUGGCGCCCUCAUUAUUGCCAAACUACUGUGUGUCCCCAUAGUGAUGUCAUAUCACACUCAUGUCCCUGUAUACAUCCCAAGGUACACUUUUAGCUGGCUGGUGAAACCAAUGUGGUUGAUUAUAAAAUUUCUUCAUCGAGCUGCUGAUCUUACACUGGUGCCAUCUGUUGCUAUUGGGAAGGAUCUCCAAGCAGCUAGGGUGACAGCAGCUAAUAAGAUCCGCCUUUGGAAUAAGGGUGUUGAUUCUGAAAGCUUCCACCCUCGUUUCUGUUCUCAUGAAAUGCGAUGGCGAUUAAGCAAUGGUGAACCUGAUAAACCAUUAAUAGUCCAUGUUGGACGACUUGGAGUUGAGAAGAGUUUGGAUUUCCUCAAAAGGGUCAUGGAUAGGCUUCCUGGAGCAAGAAUUGCCUUUAUUGGAGAUGGGCCAUAUAGAGAGGAGCUGGAGGAGAUGUUCUCUGGCAUGCCUGCUGUGUUUACUGGGAUGUUGGGAGGAGAAGAGCUCUCUCAGGCAUAUGCCAGUGGGGAUGUCUUUGUGAUGCCUUCAGAAUCUGAAACACUAGGUCUUGUUGUUUUGGAGGCUAUGUCUUCAGGGAUUCCUGUGGUGGGAGCUCGUGCUGGGGGAAUCCCAGAUAUAAUUCCUCCUGAGCAGGAAGGAAAAACCGGUUUUCUCUUCAAUCCUGGUGAUCUUGAUGACUGCUUGGGCAAAUUAGAGCCAUUGUUAAACAACUGUGAAUUGAGGAAAACCAUGGGUAAAGCAGCACGUGAAGAAAUGGAGAAGUAUGACUGGAGGGCGGCUACUAGAAAAAUACGCAACGAACAAUACAAUGCUGCAAUUUGGUUCUGGCGUAAGAAGAGAGCACAGUUUCUGAGACCUAUUCAGUGGCUGGUAAAACGCAUUUUUCCAUCUCCGGAAGUUAAUUAUAGGUGAUGGAUGUAUCUGGGUGACUGCAGAAUAUGGGGAAAAGAAUCCUAGGGAAGUUUGUUGGUGGUUCUGGACUUGCUCUUGAUUUCAAGAGAGCACCGAAGGGUUGUGGAUGAUUUGAUUAUUUGUGAAGCAUCCAUUUUUCAUUUGUUGUAUAUUAAUGGCCAUACAUAAUGGUCAAGUUUGCAAUGAUUGAUUUGGAUAGUUUUUAGUGUGAUGUAAAUCUAAUUGUAAUGCUCUUUCACCCUGUUUUUUCUUUAAUAAUAUUUUCUAGGAAAUCAGAAAGGAAAGAUUACGAUCAA
Ricinus communis (castor bean) is the source of this 2171-nucleotide messenger RNA. Its product is annotated as sulfoquinovosyl transferase SQD2. Lineage: Eukaryota; Viridiplantae; Streptophyta; Magnoliopsida; Malpighiales; Euphorbiaceae. Gene Ontology annotation, biological process: sulfolipid biosynthetic process; glycolipid biosynthetic process. Gene Ontology annotation, molecular function: UDP-sulfoquinovose:DAG sulfoquinovosyltransferase activity. The transcript is spliced from 11 exons. The coding region runs from base 313 to 1875 and encodes 520 amino acids. The record is from RefSeq and is a predicted model, not a curated record. Gene Ontology annotation, cellular component: chloroplast envelope.